Molecule: messenger RNA, 624 nt
Organism: Linum tenue
Lineage: Eukaryota; Viridiplantae; Streptophyta; Magnoliopsida; Malpighiales; Linaceae
Source: the annotation of a GenBank genome assembly
AUGGCGCAGGUCCUUAACCUAAAUCCUCUCCGUUCUUCGUCGGCUGCUCCGACGGAAUCGAGCGGCCUCCAUCUCCGAGGCAUAGCCGGGAAGCGGAGCUGGAAUCAAUUUCAGAGGGAGCUCAAAUGCAACGGCAAGUUCACUUGCCUGUUCUCCAGCGGCGGGCGAGAAGAGCAGGCGAAGAAAGCAUUGGAAAGCGCGCUGGGAGGGAAGAAGAGCGAGUUCGAGAAAUGGGAUAAGGAAAUCAAGAAGAGAGAGGAAGCUAGAACCAGCGCAGGAGGAGGGGAUUCCGGUGGCGGCGGUUGGUUUGGCUCGGGCGGACCAUUCGGAUGGUCCGGCGGCGACAAUUUCUGGCCCGAAGCUCAGCAAACCAGUCUAGCCUUGUUGGGAAUUCUGGGCAUCUACCUUUUGGUCGCCAAAGGGGACUUGAUGCUUGCCACCGUCUGCAACCCUGUGCUCCGCACUCUCAGAGGAGCCAGAGAUGGGUUGACUUUGGUUUCGUCGAAAUUCUCCGGCGUGGGCGGUGGUUAUGCUGCUGUCGGUGAACCCUCGAGCGAAGAAGCUCACAACAAUGUCGUCGUCUCCGCCAAGGAGAGAGUGUUGAGAAAAUGGGGAAGCGAUUGA